Molecule: messenger RNA, 3620 nt
Organism: Nestor notabilis (Kea)
Lineage: Eukaryota; Metazoa; Chordata; Aves; Psittaciformes; Psittacidae
Gene: PAXIP1
Product: PAX interacting (with transcription-activation domain) protein 1
Biological process (GO): positive regulation of transcription initiation by RNA polymerase II
Cellular component (GO): nucleus
Source: RefSeq, a predicted model, not a curated record
GUUAUUCAGCUUCUGAAAGCUGGGAAAGCAAAGGAAGUUUCUUACAAUGCACUGGCUUCACAUAUAAUUUCAGAAGAUGGGGACAAUCCAGAAGUUGGAGAAUCUCGUGAAGUUUUUGAUCUCCCUGUGGUAAAGCCUUCAUGGGUGAUCUUGUCUGUUCGCUGUGGAGCUCUUCUGCCUGUAAAUGGCUUCUCUCCAGAAUCGUGUCAGAUCUUUUUUGGAGUCACUGCCUGUCUCUCUCAGGUUUCAUCUGAAGAUCGAAGUACACUGUGGGCUUUGAUUACUUUUUAUGGAGGGAAUUGCCAGCUGAGCCUCAAUAAUAAGUGUACUCAUUUGAUUGUGCCUGAGCCAAAGGGGGAAAAAUACGAAUGUGCUUAUAAACGGGAAAGCAUUAAAAUUGUGACACCAGACUGGGUACUGGAUUCUAUAGCUGAUAAGACUAAAAAAGAGGAGACUCCUUAUCAUCCUCGUUUAGUUAUAUACGAGGAAGAAGAGGAGGAGGAGGAGGAAGAAGAGGAAGAAGCAGAAAACGAAGAACAAGAUUCUCAAAAUGAAGCUAGUACUGAUGAAAAAUUGUCAAGCCCAGCAUCUUCUCGAGAAGGAUCACCUUUGGGUGAUCAAGUUUUUUCACCAAAAUCUACUACUGCUGACAAGGCAAAAGGGGAACUGAUGUUUGAUGAUUCUUCAGAUUCCUCUCCAGAAAAGCAGGAAAGGAAUUUGAAUUGGACACCAGCUGAAGUCCCACAGGCAUCUGCAGCAAAGCGUAGGUUGCCUCAAGGGAAAGACUCUGGGUUAAUUAAUUUAUGUGCCAAUGUCCCGCCAGUGCCAGGUAAUAUUUUGCCUCCAGACAUGAGAGGCAAUCUAAUGCCUUCGGUACAAGGUGCCCAAAGUUCUGAUCGACAGGAAAUGAUGGCAACGUGGAGUCCAGCCGUGCGGACAUUAAGGAAUAUUACUAAUAGUGCUGAUAUUCAGCAGAUUAAUAGACCAUCAAAUGUAGCACAUAUAUUACAAUCACUUUCAGCACCUACAAAAAAUUUAGAACAGCAAGUAAAUCAUAGCCAACAGGGACAUCCAAAUGUGGUGCUGUUUAGUCAAGUGAAACUAACACCAGAGACACAUUUAUUACAGCAGUCACAUCAAGCACAGCAGCAGCAGCAGCAGCAGCAGCAGCAGCAGCACCAUCCUCUUUUACACCUUCAACCUCAAACUUCGCAGCUACAACAGCAGCAGCAGCAGCAACAACCCCAGAUUUCCCAGCAGUCCUUCCAACAGCAACAGCCUCAUCAGUUUUCACAACAGCAACAGCAAGUUCAUCAGCAGCACCAGUUCGCUCAGCAGCAGCUACAGUUUCCACAGCAGCAGUUACAUGCGCAACAGCAGCUACACCGUCCCCAGCAACAGCUCCAGUUCCAACAGCAGCAUGCUUUGCAACAACAACUUCAUCAGUUGCAGCAGCAGCAGCUCCAGCAGCAACAGCUCCAGCAGCUACAGCAACAGAAUCUGCAACAACAACAGCUGCAACACCAUCAGCAGCAAAUACAGCAGCAGCAGUUGCAGCAGCAGCACUUGCAGCGAUUACACCAACAGCAUCAGCAACAGCAAAUGCAGAAUCAGGCACCACAACACUUAACUCAGACAUCUCAAGCGCUACAGCAUCAAGUUGCAGCCCAGCAGCCGCAACACCACCAGCAGCAACAGCAACAACUGCAACAGCAGCCGCUUUUUGGACACGAUCCAGCAGCAGAGAUUCCAGAAGAGUAUUUCCUACUGGGCUGUGUCUUUGCCAUUGCUGAUUACCCAGAACAGAUGUCUGACAAACAGCUAUUAGCGACUUGGAAACGGAUCAUUCAAGCUCAUGGUGGGACAGUGGACCCUACCCUUACAAGCAGAUGUACACAUCUUCUUUGUGAAAGCCAAGUCAGUAACAUGUAUGCUCAGGCUUUAAGAGAAAGGAAGAGAUGUAUUACAGCACAUUGGCUGAACUCAAUCUUGAAGAAGAAGAAAAUGGUACCGCCUCAUCGAGCCCUUCAUUUUCCAGUGGCAUUUCCACCAGGAGGAAAGCCAUGCUCUCAACAUAUAAUAUCUGUGACAGGGUUUGUUGACAGUGACAGAGAUGACCUCAAACUAAUGGCCUACCUAGCAGGUGCCAAAUACACAGGCUACCUGUGUCGCAGCAAUACAGUUCUCAUCUGUAAAGAGCCCAGUGGCUUGAAGUAUGAGAAAGCUAAAGAGUGGAGAAUACCAUGUGUAAAUGCGCAGUGGCUCUGUGACAUACUGCUAGGAAAUUUUGAAGCUUUACGGCAGAUACAGCACAGUCGGUAUACAGUAUUCAGUCUUCAAGAUCCACUUUCUCCUAGUCAACAUCUAGUUCUAAACCUUCUGGAUGCUUGGAGAGUCCCAUUAAAGGUAUCACCAGAACUUCUAAUGGGUGUGAGGUUGCCUUUGAAACCAAAGCAAAAUGAAUCCAGUCUUCAGCCAUCUUCCAAAAGAGCAAGGAUUGAAGACCUACCACCACCUACUAAAAAACUCACCCCAGAACUGACACCAAUGGUGCUCUUCACAGGAUUUGAACCUAUGCAAGUUCAACAGUACAUUAAGAAACUGUAUAUCCUUGGAGGUGAAGUAGCAGAAUCUGCCCAGAAAUGUACCCAUCUGGUUGCAAGUAAAGUGACCCGAACUGUCAAGUUCCUGACAGCAAUUUCUGUAGUCAAGCACAUAGUAACUCCAGAGUGGUUAGAAGAGUGUUUCAAAUGCCAGAAGUUUGUUGAUGAACAGAACUUUGUGCUCAGAGAUGCUGAAGCUGAGGUGCUUUUCUGCUUUAGUUUAGAGGAGUCUCUAAAGAGAGCACAAGUAGCUCCACUGUUCAAGGGAAAAUAUUUUUACAUUACACCUGGAAUUUGUCCCAGCCUUUCUACCAUGAAAGCUAUCGUGGAAUGUGCAGGAGGAAAAGUGUUAUCUAAACAACCUUCUUUUCGAAAACUCAUGGAGCAUAAGCAGAAUAAAAGUUUGCCAGAGAUAAUCUUGAUUUCCUGUGAAAACGACCUUCAUUUAUGUCGAGAAUAUUUUGCAAGAGGCAUAGAUGUUCACAACGCAGAGUUUGUCCUGACCGGAGUACUUACUCAAACACUGGAUUAUGAAUCAUAUAAAUUUACUUGAUGGAUAGUGAAAUGCCUUACUGCUUCGGAAUGCUUGGAGCAUUAGAUCUAGCUGUUCAGCCAUUGUACAAAGCAACUAAAACUUCCUGUGGAUGCUGUUUUCCAGCUGUUUUCCUAGGGAUGAUGAGCAGUUUAAAGCAGGAAAGCAAAAAUUAAACUGCAUCUUUUUUAGGAUGUGUAAUUUUAUUAUGCUGAAACAUAAUUUACUAUGUUUUGUAUUAUACUACCAUUUUAAGAGAGCCCACUUUAGGUAUCAUUAGCCCGUUUUUAAACAUUUUAACGUAAAUGAUGGUACUUCAGCCAAGAGUGUAAUCUGGAUGUACAAAUAAAAGGGCUUGUUAUCUAUUAAAUUAUGGUUGUUGAAGAUGAAAAUGUUUUGUACUUUAUUUUUAUUUCUUAUACUCUAUUUUCUUUUAUAUUGAUAUUUUGCCCACAUUUUAAAUAAAUGUACUUUUAAAUGUUUUA